AUGUUAAUCUUAUUCCUGAUCAUUUUGUUUAUAGCUAUUCUUCCAUAUAAAUCAAAGACAUUUAGAGAAAAUAAAGUAUAGAUAAAUAUUAUAUUUUAGCCAUUGAUAUCUAUCUCUUAAGCUUUUUCAGGAGGAUUAUUUUUAUCAGUUGCUCUUUUGCAUUUAUUACCAGAAUCAUAAGAAAAAUAUUAAUAAUCUUAGAACAUUGGAUAAAUUAAAAAAAAAGAAUUAUUUCCAUUUCCAUUUCUAAUUACUAUUCUUAGUUUUGCAUUAAUUUUAUUUAUUGAAAAAAUAGUGACAAAUCAUAAACAUCAACAUUAAGAUGUAUUAAAAAUAUUAUUAUAAUUAGCAUGUUGAUGUACAACCUACAUAAAAUAUUGAAUUACUUAAAUCAGAUGAGAGUAUCUGUUGUAGUUAGAUUGGAGCAUGUUGUAAUUAAGUUGAAAGUUAAGCAUAAGAAGAUUUAUUAAGAAAUGCAAUAUCCUCUUAAGUAAAGAUGGCAUAAAGAGUAGGAUUUAAUGAAAUAAAAAAUAAAACAAAAAUUAAAAAACCUAAUAAAUCUUCAAAUCUAACUCCAUAUUUAUUGCAAUUAGCUGUAGGGAUACAUGCAAUCUUUGAAGGAUUAGCAAUAGGAAUAGAAUCAAAUCUUAGUAGAUGCAUAGGUAUAGCUUUGGCAGUGUUUUGUCACAAAUGGGUAAAUAUUAUUUAAAUUUAAAUAGGCUGAAGGUCUCACUUUGGGAUUGGCAUUUAAAAAAGCAAAAGUUACUUAUUCAAAAGCUAAAAAACUUAUAUUUCUACAGGCUUUGAUGAAUCCAUUAGGUAUUUCAAUAGGGUGGAUUUUAUCAUAAAAUAAAAUUAUAAUAGUGAGUAUCUUUUAUGCAAUAUCAGCUGGAACAUUUUUAUACAUUUCUACUAUCGAAGUGAUUGUAGAAGAAUUUAAUGUUGCCAGAUACAAACUUUUCAAAUUUUUAGCAUUUUUAAUAGCUAUUGGCUUUAUAAGUUCAAUUUGGUUGUUAGAAUAAAUUGAUUUUUGA
Paramecium pentaurelia is the source of this 1034-nucleotide messenger RNA. The record is from the annotation of a GenBank genome assembly. NCBI's taxonomy places the organism in Eukaryota, Ciliophora, Oligohymenophorea, Peniculida, Parameciidae.